This is a messenger RNA of Ricinus communis (castor bean), 1565 nucleotides long. RefSeq names its product UDP-arabinopyranose mutase 1. The record is from RefSeq and is a predicted model, not a curated record. Gene Ontology annotation, molecular function: UDP-arabinopyranose mutase activity. Bases 251 to 1348 code for a protein of 365 amino acids. Gene Ontology annotation, biological process: UDP-L-arabinose metabolic process; plant-type cell wall biogenesis. Lineage: Eukaryota; Viridiplantae; Streptophyta; Magnoliopsida; Malpighiales; Euphorbiaceae. The transcript has 4 exons. Gene Ontology annotation, cellular component: cytosol; Golgi apparatus.
GACAUACAAAUACUGUUCGCGCGGAUUAGAGUUAGCAGUAACUAGUCUCUCUCCAAGCGCCAUAUCUCAUGUGAACAGAACAGAGUAAACAUUUAUUUUCUUUCCCUUUCACUCUUUCCUCGUUUCCAUUUCCAAACCCCAAUAAUAUUCCAACGCUCCAAUUCCACUCCCCUGCCCCCUUCUUUAAACCCCAUUCCCCCUCUCAAAAUCCUCCGCUCUGCAUAAACACUCCAAUUCUCUCUCUCUAUCAAUGGCUCGGCCAGCAAGCCAUGUGUAUCCUCCAUUGAAAGAUGAACUCGACAUAGUUAUCCCUACCAUCAGAAACUUAGAUUUCUUGGAGAUGUGGAGGCCAUUCUUUCAGCCUUACCAUCUAAUCAUUGUCCAAGACGGGGAUCCGAACAAGACUGUUCGGGUUCCUGAUGGGUUCGAUUAUGAGCUCUAUAACAGAAACGAUGUCAAUCGAGUUCUUGGACCCAAAUCCAAUUGUAUUUCUUUUAAAGACUCUGCUUGCCGCUGCUUUGGCUUCCUGGUUUCUAAGAAGAAAUAUAUUUUCACCAUCGAUGAUGAUUGCUUUGUGGCGAAGGAUCCAAGUGGGAAGGAGAUAAAUGCAUUGGCGCAACACAUACAAAAUUUGCUAACACCAUCAACGCCCUUCUUUUUUAACACACUGUAUGAUCCAUACAGAGAAGGAGCAGAUUUUGUAAGAGGGUAUCCAUUUAGCAUGAGAGGAGGAGUAGCUACUGCGAUAUCGCAUGGACUUUGGCUUAACAUUCCUGACUAUGAUGCCCCAACUCAGCUUGUCAAGCCUCUUGAACGUAACACCAGUUCACACAGGUAUGUGGAUGCUGUUCUCACAAUCCCAAAAGGGACUCUAUUUCCAAUGUGCGGGAUGAACCUUGCUUUUAACAGGGAGCUGAUUGGCCCUGCCAUGUACUUCGGACUCAUGGGUGAUGGUCAACCUAUUGGUAGAUAUGAUGACAUGUGGGCUGGUUGGUGUGCCAAGGUGAUAUGUGACCAUCUGGAUCUUGGGGUGAAAACCGGCCUACCAUACAUUUGGCACAGCAAGGCAAGCAACCCAUUUGUGAAUUUGAAGAAGGAAUAUAAGGGCAUAUACUGGCAGGAAGAUAUCAUCCCAUUCUUCCAAUCUGUUGCCCUCCCCAAAGAGUGCAAUACUGUGCAAAAAUGCUACAUUGAGCUUUCCAAACUGGUCAAGGAAAAGCUUGGCCAUAUUGAUCCGUAUUUUACAAAACUUGGUGAUGCCAUGGUUACCUGGAUUGAAGCGUGGGAUGAGCUAAAUUCCCCAGCUGAAGGAGCUACGGCACAGACCAACGUCACUAAGAAAGAAUGAGGCCUCUCCUUGUCCCUUGUGGAUACGGCAUUGGCUAUAUAUUUACAAUUGGAUGUAGUUGCCUUUAUCCUUUACUGGCAUUUGGUUUCUUCAAGUCAUCCAUACUGAGUUUGGUGUUCUUAUUUCUUUGUCUCUUCUAUGAACUAGAAAUACUGAAUGACUCUAAUUUCUUACAACAGAUCGAACCAUAAUGCAGUUGGCUCAGUGAUUGUUUUUC